CGACGAACCCAUUCCCCUGUAAAACUGGUGUCUAAUUUAACGUUCUUGAUUGCUACAUCAAGCAACACACCCCCUACAAACGGCUAUAAUGAGUCACAUAACUCACUUGUAUGCCGUAAGCGUCGAGCUGGAACUGAGGAUAAAACUGUACUGACAGCUAGUGUUAGCACCACUCCUAAAAAUUCAGUACCCUCUGCUCAUACAGAACCCCUCCCUUCACCUUAUGUGCUUAUCGAAAAACUCCAGCCAUUAAGCUCUUUUUCAGCGCUAUCUUCAGAAAUAGAACUUCUAAAGUUGUCUGUAGGUGAACUUAAGGCUGAGUUAAGAGAAAUAAAAUAACUGUAAGUCAGUAAAUGCUGGAAACAUCGAAACCGAUACCGAGAUAUCCAAAUUAUCAGAUCAGAUCAGAGAUAUCAGAUUUAUCUAAUAUGUAUACUUCCCCUCAGGUACUACUUCUCAAUACGGCCGAAGGUAUUCGAAGGAAUAUAGAAUCCCAGUCUCCGCUUGUAAGGUUCACAUCCGAACGUUUCUCCGAACGGAUCUGUUGGUGACGAAAACUGCAAAGAUGACUGGUCCAACAACACCAGUACCAAUGGAGGUAAACUGAUGCAGUAAAGCACAGAAGAAAUCGAUGAAUACUCAAACACAGUUCCAUUUCAAACAAUCGUGUUUAACAAUUCUCCUACUAAUACUAUUAAUAGUUAAUUCAAUUAUGUGUUACGUAACAACUGAUCACAAUGAUUUAUUACUCAAUUGGCUUGCUAAUGAAGACGAAGACUACCUCAUGAGAACACCACUUCACGCGUUGUCAUUCUCAUCACCAUGGGGUUAUUCACGUCAUCAACAACCACCUAUUGAUAAUUUACGCAAGCGAAAUGGACCGUAUACACAACGUUUAGGGAAAUAAUAACGACCUUUUUUGGGUGUGUGUGUGUGUGCGGGAGCGUUGUCCGUAAUUAGUAAUCAUACAUUUAGUUAUAAUUGUUUACCAAAAUAAUGAAAUCUAAAAAUUGUUUGUUAUGCAAUCGAAUAUUGAAAAUAUAAAUAUUAAAUGACAUAUUCUAUAUUGUGUUUUUUGCUCCUGAG
Messenger RNA from Trichobilharzia regenti, 1086 nucleotides. The record is from the annotation of a GenBank genome assembly. NCBI's taxonomy places the organism in Eukaryota, Metazoa, Platyhelminthes, Trematoda, Strigeidida, Schistosomatidae.